AUAGACUCGGACUGCGCGCCACUCUUACACAUCCAGAAGCUGAUAGUGUCGGCCAACACGAGUGCACGACACGCGCCGAUUGUGGUGACGGGUCGGGAAGGUGUGGGCAAAACCACACUUCUGUCGCAAGUGUUUACGUACGCCAAUGAAUGGCUGGUCGGCGGCGACGAAGUCAUACGUAUUGUGCGACACAUCGGCCAAAGUCCCGGUUCCCGGUAUAUGUCGGAACUGUUGCGCAAUCUAUGUCUUCACAUAUCGUUGGUGUUUGGCUUCGAGGCCCAGACGACCAUCAGCUAUGAACUGUCGGCGCUCUCCAUAUGGUUUCAGGAUUUGCUCAAAAUGAUCGAAACGACGGCCGAGAACUCGGAUCUGAUCAUCAUUUUGGAUGACAUGCACCUCUUGUGGUCGUCGCAAAUGACCUCAUUGUUGGGUUGGAUGCCAUUCAAUCUGCCGCCAAAUGUCCAUCUCAUCUGCUCUGUGGCCGAAACCGCUGACGACGUCCUAUCGCUGUUGAAGUCACGCAUAAGUGCCGAUAAUUUCAUACGAUUGGCGCCCAUAUCGUCGGCGACCAGUUUUGUGUCCACUCUUCAGUGCAAACUCAGGGACGGAAAGCACAGUCUGACUGCCCAUCAGUGGUCUAUUAUUAGAGAGCGUUUCUCCAACUCGUGGUUCAAUCAGAUCUAUUCGUCACCACUUUAUGCCACUCUCUUGUCGUCGACACUGUUCUCCGACUGGGAGUCCUUCUACGAGCCGACCAUAGCCUCCAUUCCCAGUGAUAUCAGUGGUGUCGUCGCCCACACUCUCAGUGACUUAGAGGAGCGGUUCGGCUCGUCGUUGAUCCGUAAGAUCUGCUCCUAUCUGUGUUGCACUCUAUACGGUCUCCGAGAGGCCGAGAUCUUUGAUCUGGUCCUCAGCGACGACUCGGCCGAAGCCAACGCCAACACAUGGCUGGCCAUCAAAGAGCGGUUGAGUCCACUCUGGAAGCAAUACUAUGUUUUGGGCCGAAGUUAUCUGAAUUGGAAGAACCAAUGCAUCGGCGAUACAAUACGACACCGGUAUCUGAAAUUACCGCAAAAAGUCAAAUCCAUUCAUCAGGAAUUGGCCAACGCUUUCCUAUCGGCAUUCACUGAGGCAUUGAAUGAAUCAAAUGGUGUCCGCAAAGAGACAGAAGUGGUUCGAGAGGCGGACGAACUCUGGUAUCACUUCUUGAAAUGCGGUGAUCGACACAGACUGAAGGAAAACGCCAUUUUGAACAUCGAUUUCCUAAUGACUAUCGUUAAGGGAAAUUCAAUCAGUUAUUUGCGGAGUAUUUUGGAUUUGGUUAGGAGUCAGAUACUCGACUGGGAGAUUGAAUUGCUCUAUAAUAUGACCAAACAAUCAGUACAUGUCGUCUCGCAAGACGCCAAUCAAUUAGCGAUUGAGAUACUCCUAUGGCUCAAACCAUUCACCAUAACCACAGCCACCGCCGCCCAAGAGAUCAACACUAUUAGCCAAAUAAACACCGCAUCCAUACCUAUACCGGAGCCAUAUCUCACGCAAUUGGUUAACGACACGUACAACUGGUGUAAUAACUUGAAGACACCGAUACUCAUACCAUCCAACUCGUGGCUAAACCUACCGAUGCCGCCUCAAGUGGCCAUGAUCACUUGCUCCUGGAAUAGCAUUAGCCGAGCCGUGUCUACACCCGACUCCCAGUAUUUGAUCGCUUGUGAGGCCAAAAUGAUUCACUUUUAUAACUUGCCCUUAAAAUCAGUCAUCAAAUCAUUUGAAGGCCAUCGGUCAACGAUAACAUGCCUUCAAUUGUCCGAUUCUGGCAAAUGGUUGGUUACGGGCAGUGAAGACACUAACGUUAAUCUAUGGGAAAUAGGGUUUGACACAGAGAUAUCGUGUAAAUUAAAACACAGACUAAAUCAUCACAUCGCGGGAGUGCUGUGUGUUGUGAUCACACACUCGGAGGAGAUAAUACUGAGCGGAUCGGAGAUCGGGGCCGUCUGUGCCGUGAGUCUGGACUCGGGCACAAUCGUGGCCCGACUCGAGCACCACAAGGGUAUGAUCACGUGUCUGGGCGUCAACAGCGGUGACGAUGUGUUUGUCACGGGAUCUACCGAUUGCUCGGUCGCCGUCUGGAGUCUGGAGACCUUUUGCAUACUCAAUGAGAUCCAACUCAAUAAACCUGUCCUUCAUAUGGAUAUAUCCCUCGACUCCACAUUCCUAUUGCUCGCCUGCGAAGACAACUCGGUUCACGUCCGGGCGCUCACAACCGGCACUGAUGUCCACUGUCUUAAGGGCCACUCGUCCGGCGCUGUCAUAUCUUAUCUGCGGUUUGCCGAAGACAACUGCCGGUGUAUUCUGGGCUGCGGUGACGGAAAGCUACACAUCUAUGACAUCCAUUCGGCGCGACUCAUGCAAACACUGACCGCACACACAGAGAUGAUCACAGCUAUACUCCCGCAGCCCAACGACCGCUUCCUAUUCACGUGCGGCGGCAAUAAGAUUGUGAUCUGGAAUUUCAUGGCCAAGAAAGUGGACAAAGACGUGUUGGCGGCGGCGGCCGCCGCAACGCUCGCGGCCGAGACCGCCGCCCAGAAGGAGAACGAGAAGCCCCGCUCCAGACCCUCGUCCCGGAAGAAGAAGAAAGUGGACAAUCAUAGAGAGCCGAUCACAUGUGUAGCCGUUUCCCGUGACGGCGCUCUCGCGGUGACCGGCAGUCGCGACUAUUUGGUAAAGAUAUGGCAGUUGAGUACCGGCGAGACCCACACCACUCUCGAGGGACACACCGGUGCAGUCACUUGCGUUGACUUCGCGCCCAACGGUUUGUUCGCCGUCUCGGGCUCUGAGGACAAGUCUUUGCGCGUUUGGGGACUCACUUUAGGCCUAAUUGUGUCGACAUUUAACGAACACCAGAAUAGUAUUGUGACCGUCAAAGUGACCGCAGACUCCCGACGGAUCCUAUCGGUCGAUAGUAUGGGCGUUCAUAGGCUAUGGCAGGCGGACAACGGCUCCCAACUGGUGGUCACAACCAAACCUAUUAAUAACGUCACACUUCACGCCAAUACAGUGUUUGCCGUUUCGGGUAAAAACGAUAAUAGUGUGAGAUUUUGGUCAUCGUUUGAUUGCGAUAACGAGAAGACAGUAUCGCAUUCAGAGCCCAUCACGUGCUAUACGUGCGCAUACGAUGGCCAGACAAUAAUCACCGGCUCUCAGGACAUGUCACUCAAAGUAUGGGAAGUGACGAGCGCUAAGUUGACGCAAGUGUUGGUCGGCCACGAGGGCAGCAUCUCAUGCGUGGCCACCGCACCGCUCAACUCGAGUCUAGUGAUCAGCGGUUCUCAAGACUGCAAUCUGAUUGUGUGGGACAUGACUACAGGGAGCGAACAGUUCACUCUCUCCGGCCAUAACGCGAAUGUAAUGCAAGUGAAGCUAACGCUGGACGGCUCGUCGGCGGUCUCCGCCUCGGAGGACAACACACUGCAAGUGUGGGACACCAAGUCGUCGGGCUGUCGGCUGGCCAUCAUUGAUAUGCACCACAACUUCCAGUCGCUUUCAUUCUCACUCAAUCUGAACACAUUUGUUAUACUAUUGGCGAACAAUCAAUUGCUUCCAAUCAUACGAUACCACAACAAUCCGGCGAAAGACCUGACGCUAGACCUGCCGCCGGGCACUCCGGCCGGCGACGACAAACUGCCGGCCGCGUGGCGGGGGAUUGUGCCCCGCGAUGGCCGCCAACGGGUGAUGAUGAGGGGUAAUCUGAAACGGGAGCAGUCGUUCGACUCCUUCUAUUGGGACCAUCUCUUACAUCGGGGACAGAGUGUCGACGAUUUCCGCAAAAUCUCGGCUCUGUGUCCGCCGGCGGCCACUCAGUCGCCGAUGGGCUCCCGCGACAACAUAUGGGACGGCAGCCCCAUAUCGGGCGGCGCUCUCACGGCAGCCGAACGCACGCCGCAGAUCCGACCGCAGAGAAUGAUCUCCAAACUGAUUGGUCCCAAACAGAAGAUGCUUAAGAAGCAACAGUCGAUGUUUGCCUGCUUUUCUGAGUUCACGGCUCCGGGCGGGCCCGCCAUCAUCAAAGCCCAGAGUCCGCUCAUCAGCUCACAGAUGGCUAACGAGUCAUCCAACCCUAAACUAUCGGCGAUGAAAUGUCUGCCGCCAUCGGUUCGUCCAUUUCUGGGACAGGGAUUGCAGGGGAGGUCGCGGUCUAUGGAGGAAACGGAUGCAAACAAUUCGACAUCGAAAGAGUCGAAUCCAAACGAGAGUCUAAUUAAUGUGAAAGAGUCCGGUGUUUGUAUAGUUAUGUGAUUUUUUAUAUUCAUUUCAUAUUUCGAUUGCAUUUUUAGUAUCGAAAAGUUUUUUUGGUUUCAUUGAAUAAGUAAAUGCAUGUAUUUAUUGCAUUAAAUCGAU
Messenger RNA from Medioppia subpectinata, 4398 nucleotides. The record is from the annotation of a GenBank genome assembly. NCBI's taxonomy places the organism in Eukaryota, Metazoa, Arthropoda, Arachnida, Sarcoptiformes, Oppiidae.